This is a messenger RNA of Talaromyces atroroseus, 561 nucleotides long. RefSeq lists its product as hypothetical. The coding region runs from base 1 to 561 and encodes 186 amino acids. Lineage: Eukaryota; Fungi; Ascomycota; Eurotiomycetes; Eurotiales; Trichocomaceae. The record is from RefSeq and is a predicted model, not a curated record. The transcript has 5 exons.
AUGAACAGAAGACCAAAUUCGGCGGUAUCAAUCCAGCGCGGUUGCCCACUACAUGCCUCAGCAGCUGCCGUCAUGAAUCCGCUUUCCCACACAUUCCGCCGCGCCUGCGUCAAGUCCUACGCCGGAUUCGCCGCCGCCAAUAAUCGCAAUAGACUACAAGCAACUGCUCGUCGAUGCUAUGCACAGGCUCACGACGAGAAGAAGCGAAGCGAUAUUCCAUGGCUUGCUAUCUCCGUCGCCGUAACUGUUCCAGCAGUAAUAUACCUGUUGAGAGCAGGACCAGAAGAGACUCAGCAUGGAGCAUUUCCCAAGCGUCCACUUGUAAAGAAACCUGAAGAGGGAGUCGAACCGCAGUCGAGACGAGAUCCGGCUGAUGUGAUUAAGCCUCCUAAAAGCUUUGAGGGCGAAUCUGGCGCUCAGACAACCAAGCAGCAAGGCCUGACGAAUAAAGAGACCCAGCACCCUUAUCUAUACGCUCCUGGCAAGAGCGAGAAGCCCGAAGGUAUCACCGAUUCAUCCAAGGUGAUGGGGACGGUCUCACCCGCACGAGGAAAGGAAUAA